Messenger RNA from Olea europaea var. sylvestris, 760 nucleotides. Its product is annotated as transcription factor MYB48-like. Bases 18 to 617 code for a protein of 199 amino acids. The record is from RefSeq and is a predicted model, not a curated record. Gene Ontology annotation, biological process: regulation of DNA-templated transcription. Gene Ontology annotation, molecular function: DNA-binding transcription factor activity; sequence-specific DNA binding. Gene Ontology annotation, cellular component: nucleus. Lineage: Eukaryota; Viridiplantae; Streptophyta; Magnoliopsida; Lamiales; Oleaceae. The transcript has 3 exons.
UUUAAGGUUUUUGAUCAAUGGCAGGUUGGGGUGUUUCUGAACAAGGCUGGAAAAAAGGGCCAUGGACACCUGAGGAAGAUAAGCUUCUUACUAAGUAUGUAAGCCAGUAUGGCGAGGGAAGAUGGAGUUCUGUUUCCAGGUCUUCAGGGUUGAAUAGGAGUGGAAAAAGCUGCAGGCUAAGGUGGGUGAACUAUUUGAGGCCUGGGCUCAAAAGAGGCCGUAUAACACCACAGGAGGAAGGAAUUAUCAUUGAACUCCAUGCCCUUUGGGGGAACAAAUGGUCCACCAUAGCCCGGUAUCUUCCGGGAAGAACUGACAAUGACAUAAAAAACUACUGGAGAACCCAUUUCAGGACAAGAGGCAAGCCUUCUGAAAAGCAAGAAAAGAAGAAAAAUUUUAGCCAAAAAGAACAAAAUGGUGGGAACUCCAUUCAAGCAGAUCCCAUGGGUGAUGUAAAUAUAUUCAAUCCACAAAGCAAUAAGCAAGAAUCAGUAAUCCCAUAUCCAACAGUGGAUAACCAGUUCCUGCCUAUGAUGUAUCAAGAUAUUACAUCCCGUUCAGAUAUUAUUGCUGUUGAUGAAUAUCUAUGGGGAGGCUUGUGGAACCUCGAUAUAUGAAUUGCAUUACUAAUUACUUUUAUUAUGAUCGUUGGAUGGCGUCUUUAAGUGGUAGCGAACCUUCUGAUUCAUUGUUCAAUGCGAUUUGACAAUGAAUUAUGUAGGCCACUCGUCAUCCUAGACAGGUGAUAUUUGAAUGAUCU